AUGUCAGCGCCCAAGUCGCCUGGCAUUGAACCAUCUGCAACCGAGUCUCCAACUAUCGCCGAACAUGAAGGGCCCGAUGCGAACUACAAGGCCAAGGCGCAGGUUCUCAACCGCGCGAUACAGACGAUCGGAAUGGGUCGAUACCAGUGGCAACUGUUCGUCGUGAUCGGCUUCGGCUGGGCAAGUGAUAAUUUGUGGCCCAUUGUUACCUCCCUGAUUCUUCCCGCCGUGGCAAACGAGUUUCACCCUUCGAAGGCACCGUUCUUGACGCUAGCACAAAACAUCGGAUUGCUGGUGGGUGCUGUAUUUUGGGGAUUUGGAUGCGAUGUGUUCGGUCGCAGAUGGGCGUUUAACUUGACGAUCGGAAUCACAGGGGUGUUUGGCCUGAUCGCCGCCGGGUCGCCCAACUUCGCUGCCGUGUGCACAUUCGCGGCAUUAUGGUCUGUUGGCGUGGGCGGGAAUUUGCCCGUAGACUCGGCCAUUUUCCUCGAGUUCUUGCCUGGAUCACAUCAAUAUCUGUUGACUAUUUUGUCUAUCGACUGGGCUCUUGCCCAGGUCCUCACCACUUUGAUUGCUUGGCCGCUGCUGGGGUAUAGGACUUGUGAAUCUGAAGAUGGAUGCACAAAGGGGGAUAAUAUGGGGUGGCGAUGGUUCAUGAUCACAAUGGGGGGUCUUGCCAUGAUCAUGUUUGUCUGUCGAUUCGCAUUCUUCACGAUUUUCGAGUCGCCCAAAUACCUUAUGGGCAAGGGCAAAAACAAGCAAGCUGUGGAGGUUGUGCACGAAGUUGCCAGAAGAAAUGGGAAAUCAUCAGACUUGGCUCAAACUGAUCUCGACGAAUGGGAUCAGGGCGAAAUUCAGCAUUUCAGCGCGGCUAAUAUUGUGCGCCAACGGCUGGAAACUGUGCGGUUUGAUCACAUUCGCGCUCUCUUCGAUACUCCCAAGCGAGCAUGGUCUACAACACUGAUAAUUAUUAUCUGGGCAUUUAUCGGCCUCGGAUUCCCGUUGUAUAACGCGUUUCUGCCAUAUAUCCAACAGUCUCGUGGCGCUGAAUUUGGGGAUGGGUCGACCUAUCUGACAUAUCGGAACUCGUUGAUUAUUGCCGUGAUGGGCAUUCCGGGCUGUCUGCUCGGUGGACUGUUAGUUGAACUACCACGGUUUGGCCGGAAGGGUGCACUAAGCACAUCGACAGCUGUGACUGGAGCCUUCCUUCUUGCGUCCACGACAGCUACCACUUCGAAUGCUUUAUUAGGUUGGAACUGCGCGUUCAACUUUAUGAGCAGCCUGAUGUAUGCCGUGCUAUAUGCGUAUACACCAGAGAUUUUUCUCACCAAAGAUCGUGGGACAGGAAAUGCAUUGACCGCGUCUGCGAAUCGAGUCUUUGGCAUCAUGGCUCCGAUCAUUGCCAUGUUCGCUGACCUCAACACUGCUGCACCGGUUUACGUGAGCGGUGCGCUGUUUAUAGCAGCGGGCAUUCUUGUCCUUUUCAUGCCGUAUGAAUCUCGUGGCAAGUCAAGCUUGUAA
Molecule: messenger RNA, 1521 nt
Organism: Penicillium paradoxum
Lineage: Eukaryota; Fungi; Ascomycota; Eurotiomycetes; Eurotiales; Aspergillaceae
Product: putative sugar transporter
Exons: 1
Coding region: 1-1521 (506 amino acids)
Biological process (GO): transmembrane transport
Molecular function (GO): transmembrane transporter activity
Source: RefSeq, a predicted model, not a curated record